Messenger RNA from Effrenium voratum, 774 nucleotides. Lineage: Eukaryota; Dinophyceae; Suessiales; Symbiodiniaceae. The record is from the annotation of a GenBank genome assembly.
AUGGAGCCGGUGACCUUCGUGGGUGGCCCUUACGUUCCGCGCAGGUUGGCCCAGCUGCGGAGCGAGGCGGCGCCUGCGCGGUCGCCAGCGCACGGCUUCGCCGGCGGAAGCGUUUUGCCCGCCACCUUCGCGGCCUUCGCGGCCGGCGUGGGCGCGGGUGCUGCAGGGCGGCCUCGCGCGGUGGCGCGAAGGGCUGAAGGGAGCAAGGGGCGAUCACUCCGGAUCGAGAACCAGAUCUCCGUGGCGCGGGAGAUUCAGUACGGAGACGUGGACUCCAUGGACAAGUUCAUGCGCGAGAACGCGGCCCAGGUCUGCCUGCAGAACCUGGAGAAGAUUGAGAAAAAGCAGGGAGCGGCAGAGGUCAUGGUGUGCUAUCUGCAGCCCACCGACAUGGGACCAUACCGCACCCAGAUGAAGAUGGAGGUGAAGGUGGAGGUGUUGCCCGGAAGCUGCGUCCUCCACAUCCUGGACAUGCACGCGGGACAAGUGGACAAGAAGACCGGGGAGGUCACUUUCGAUCCGGAGCACAAGGUGCAGCAGAAGGCUGAGAACGUGGUCACCUGGACGGACAACGGCAGGGGAGGGCUGGAAGUGGUGAAUCGCAGCUGGUCAAAGUCCAAGAUGGGAUUGCCGUGGUGGUUUCCUCUGCCGGACAAGGUGGUCGAACAGACCGCGAAGUUUGUGAUCGGUCAAGUGAUCAAAGAUGGGGUGAAGAAGGUGAACGAGCAGAUCGAGGAGAAGUACUUGGAUUUCUCCGCCCUCGUGGAAGCGUGA